Messenger RNA from Galendromus occidentalis (western predatory mite), 1265 nucleotides. RefSeq lists its product as uncharacterized. NCBI's taxonomy places the organism in Eukaryota, Metazoa, Arthropoda, Arachnida, Mesostigmata, Phytoseiidae. The transcript has 7 exons. The record is from RefSeq and is a predicted model, not a curated record. The coding region runs from base 90 to 1265 and encodes 391 amino acids.
AUCGCGAACUCGGAGCGGCAUGCAAUGCCUGUGGAACAGUUUGAAUCUCCCUGUGAUAGGACGGCGAAGACAUAAUUGUCCAUCGAAUCAUGGCCUGCCGACACUUAUUUUUCAAAACAUGUGAUCAUCUACUUCUUGUGACAGUUGUCGCUCCUCUUGUGUCCAUGUACUGGUGCGGGAUGUUCUUCCUCGUCGACGAAUACGUCUUCCCUACGGACUACGUCUUCAGUAUUUGGUUCACGUGCGUUGUAGGAUUCGGCGCGGUUUUGAUCUGUCACAUAGAGCACGAAAAGUUGACCGAACUCGCUCACACGAACGAUGUCGUCUACAACCCGCUGGCUCGGCUUUACUCGAUCUUGCUCAUAAUCAUCAUCGUCUUCCAAUGGAGAGGUUUCUGGUACAUCUUGGAAUACUAUCUGCCGUCUGGAGUCCUUUCCGCAGCUAUCAGCAUUGCGGUCGGUUUCCUACUGCUUUCCGCGAGCGGGUGCUGUAAAAGCAUCACUGGAGUGGUGCCCUUCGUCCUGACGGCGGACGACAAAACGAAUUAUUUCGUGGCCUUAUCGAAAUUUUCUCAUGUGUCGCAGCGGAACAAGGCCUUCAGACUGAUAGAUCAUCUUUACUCAGUAUUUUUCAUUCACCCCGCUGUUAUCCUAUUGUGGCGAGGUUUGUGGCAUAUACAGGAUCAUGGAAUCCUUGUCGAUGACCAUGUCAUGUCGGGAAUCGUCUCAGUGAGUUGCGGAUCGGCGGCAGUUCUGAGUUUCUACAUCGCUCAGUUCCCGAUCAAUCGUUGCGUCAAGACUCUCAGCAAAAUCCCGCGGUUCCUGGUCGAGCAAACGUGGAAGCUCCUGGUGGUCUCAGCUGCCGUUUUCUAUUGGCGGGGAACAUGGGUUUUCUUCGAGAUGAUCUUCCAGAAGCAUGUCUUCACCAUGUGGUUUGUUACAAUCGUCUCGGCCUUCAUGCUCUGUGUGCUCAACGUGUGGAGCAUCGCGACACUACGAGGAGUUUGGGUCGACGAUCCGCUGGACUCGAGCGAAGACUCUAUCCUCUUUGACAUACACUACUUUCAAGACAUUGCGAGCGUUGUCAAAGACACGAAAAUUAUACCUGUCUACAACGAAAAAUACGUCGAAAACAUCGAAGCUCAUAAGGCUAAGUCAGAACGAAAACCGAUCCUUGACAAUGGUAAUGUCACGCCAAUAGAGAGAUCCGAUCUGACUAUAAUAUCCAUUGCCGAAUGGGAGAAAAUGCACGAGAGCGACUUGUAG